CGUUAAUUUACUGAUGUGUGGACUGAGCUGGAAGACGCUUGGGUUGUCGUGUCUCAGAUGAAUAUUUCAUCAGUUGAAGUAACGAUGAGUUCAGUUCAGAAUCUGAGAGAGUUGAUCAACGAGCGACUAACUGCUGCUGCUGAAGAAAUAUUCACAGAGUUUGAGAAAACCAUCGUCCAGUACGAGGAAGAGCUCGAUCGCCAGCGCAGACUGCUGGAUAACAUCUGGAAACCACAGAUACCGUUACACAGGACAGAACUCCCACAGCUACAUGUCUAUAUGGAGGAAGAGGUUCUCACUAAGCAACAGCUCUGUAAUCAGGAAAGGAACUCCAGUCUGGACCAUGAGGACUUCAAGCCUCCAAGGAUAGAAGAGAAACAGGAGGAACUCUGCACCAGUGUGUGCCAGGAGGACACAGAGCCUCCUCAGAUUAAAGAGGAACAGGAGGAACUCUGCACCAGUAUUUUCCUGAACCACCUGGAGCCUCCAGCAAUAAAAGAGGAACAGGAGGAACUCUGCACCAGUCAGGAGGGAGAGCAGCUUGUACUGAAGCAAGAGACUGAUACCUUUGCUGUGACUCCUACUUAUGAGGAAAGUGACCAAAGUGAACCAAAACCAAACAGUGAGCAGCUCUUCUCUCACAACUCUCCUGUCGAGCUGAAGCAAAAGAGCAGAAACAGCAGUCGCAGUAACAAUGUGGAGAAUUCUGCAGUGUCAGAGAGUCAGUGUGACACUGACACAGGGAAAAAGUCUGUAAAAUGUGGCAUCUGCGGAAAAACUUUUAAGUUUAUGUGCUAUUUAAAGAAACAUCACCUUCGUUACACAGGAGAGAAGCCGUAUGCUUGCGAAACGUGUGGGACAUGUUUUAGUCGAAGUGGUAGUUUGAAACUCCACAUGAUAACUCACACAGGUGAAAAACCGUAUCCAUGUGAAAUAUGCGGGAAAAAUUUCACUUUGAGUCGUAGUUUGAAAAUCCACAUGAGACUUCACACAGGUGAAAAACCAUAUCCAUGUGAAACAUGUGGGAAAAGUUUCACUUUAAGUCAUGGUUUGAAAAACCAUAUGAGAAUCCACACAGGUGAGAAGCCGUAUGCUUGUGAAAUAUGUGGGAAAAGUUUCUGUCAUAGCGCUCACUUAAAAGUCCACUUGACAUCUCACACAGGUGAGAAGCUGUACAGCUGUACCACCUGUGGCAACAGAUUUUCCCACCAAUCAGCAGUUAGAAGACAUAUUAGAAUACACACAGGUGAGAAACUGUAUUCUUGCAAGUCAUGUGGGAAAAGUUUCCGACAAAGUGGUAUUUUGUUGCGCCACAUGAGAACUCACAAAUAAGUUGCACUCCUGAAGCAUUUUCGGGAAUUAAGUUUGAAACAACUUGUAAGAAUUGGUCAAGCUUAAAAGUCAGUGGUUCAGAUACAGAGUAUCUUUAGGCUGUGCUUUUGCAAUAAUCCUCUGAGUUUCUUUCAUGCCGCAUUGUGAGAGAUGGUGGUGUUUAACGGGCCUGUUUUAAUUGUAGCACCAUGUCAUAAUUUCAACACUUAAUACUUGUUUUAAAUUUUUAUUUGUUUAGCUAUUUGCAUUGGUAAAAUUUUUUGUCAUCAUAGAGUUGCACCACCUUCAACUGAAUAAAAAUAGAAUGAAUCAAAAGGUCAGUUUCAUAAAUCAGUCUCAUAAGACACACUAAACUACCAACUUGAUACUCUUCUGAGCAAUUGAUAACUCCAACCAAAAAUACUAUAUUAUUGGCUUGGUUGUAGAAGUUCUGCAUAGUACAGUUUAUCGGCAUUCUAAUUUAACUCUUUCACAUUCAAUUGGCCCGUGUGUACCUGGCAGUACCUGGUGGUGUGAUACUAAAAAAAAAACUGGCAUUGAGAUAUUUAAUUUUUCUGUGAUACAUAUGGCGACACUGUCCUUUCAUUUUACAAAAUAUUUUAUACAAAUAUAUAUAGGAUUUUUAUGGGGUUUUUUUUAUUUUGUUUUAUUUUAUGCAAUACAGUGGCAUUAUAAUGGCCAAAAUGAUUGGCCUAUUUAACCUAAUUCAUUGAAUUCAGAGAAAAUAUUUGUAUUGCAUUUUCACAUUUAAAGAAAAGGACCAGUGCUUUCACUUCCAUGUGUUACAUUCCUGGUAAUGUAAAAAGCAAAAUAAGACUUAAAAUAAUGUUUUUCUUCAUGUGAAUUCAGUGCAUCUCAUAGAGACAAAAUGUACAUAAAAUGAUACCCAAAAACAACCUCACUUCGAAUAACUCUGGGUAUCAACAGACAUUACAUUUUCCUGAUGUUCUUUAAAUGGCUACAGUAGAGGCUUUUAUGAUGCUUGACACAGAGAAGCCUCUUGUCUCACCUCAUUUACAACAGCACAACAACUCAGACAGGCAUGUGACCAAAAAUUACUUUGAAAAAAGUGAAAUUAAGGCCUUGUAAUGUCAGAUUCACACAAGCUAAAAUCAAGAGAUAUUAUCUACAGUGACUGAGACCAAUGAGGGGAGUUUUCUGUGAGUGGAGCCUAUAUUUUAUUGUUGGAGGCAAAAAUUGGGGUUUCUAGAACAUUUUCUCUUCCAGACUCAUUUAACAUCCUGCCCGUAUUUUUAUUUAUUUUUUCUCACUGACAUGUAUUAUUAACGUUAAGUCAUGACUGCACUAAAUACAUAUUGCAUGUAAGGCACUUACUGAUUGAAUGUGCCACGGAAUCUAUCUCUUUACUGGCUACACUUGCAGCACAUGUUUGGUGUAUUGUUGUAGCAGUACCAGACUGUGAGUUUUCCUUUUGGGGAUUAUUGUGUGCUCAGUUUCUGGACUGAAACGUCGACCUUUUUACAGAAUUUGUGUUGUAGCUUUCAGUUGGCAUCUACAGAUGACAUGGACUCUGUUAUGGAUAAAGUCAAUGACCAACUGUCAACUGGUAGCCACUGGGAAAUAAAUGCAGAUAUGGUCAUCAGUACUCUGAAUUAGAAGUCUGUUUGAUUGAGUGUUGUCCUCAAGUUAGAUUUUUUUUAAAAAGCUAAACAUUUUUUGACCUAUUUCUGUUUAAAAAAAAAAAAAAAAAGCCACACACACCUCACGUAAAUGUGUUAAAUAUAUUAACUAUCACUGCAUUAUUUUAAUACUGGAGAAAUCUUAAAAACCUGAUCUCUAAUAUUCAUCUCCCUGUCAUCUGGAGUCUUUUAGAUUGCAUGUUGUUUCAUUUCAUAUUUCAAUGUAUUUUGUGAUUGCUUCAAUUUUUUAUUGUUUCAGACUGUAGAGCCGCAGCGAACAAAUUGUAGAGGAUGCAGUGCUGUAAAAGGUGCUAUAUCAAUAAAGCUAAGAAAGCUAAUCAAAGAA
Molecule: messenger RNA, 3318 nt
Organism: Stegastes partitus (bicolor damselfish)
Lineage: Eukaryota; Metazoa; Chordata; Actinopteri; Pomacentridae
Product: zinc finger protein 558-like
Exons: 2
Coding region: 58-1332 (424 amino acids)
Biological process (GO): regulation of transcription by RNA polymerase II
Molecular function (GO): RNA polymerase II cis-regulatory region sequence-specific DNA binding; DNA-binding transcription factor activity, RNA polymerase II-specific
Source: RefSeq, a predicted model, not a curated record